Molecule: messenger RNA, 1709 nt
Organism: Cherax quadricarinatus
Lineage: Eukaryota; Metazoa; Arthropoda; Malacostraca; Decapoda; Parastacidae
Cellular component (GO): extracellular matrix
Source: RefSeq, a predicted model, not a curated record
AUAAAUGUAAACAAACGUCUAGAUUGAGCCGCGUAGCCCUUAUAAACCAAAAAAACCAACAAAAGCAACAAUAAGUAAGCUAUAACCUCACGGAUGGUUUCCUCGCAGCGAAGGCUGUGCUAGAAAGGGAGAGAGGGAGAGGAGGGGUAGGGAGGGAAGGGAAAUAGAGGGAAACCAACUGCUCUCACCGCCCUCUUCUCCACCCUUCACGCCCUGAAGGUGAAACUAAGCGAGGUCGGCAGUAUAUAAGAGCUGCCACUCACUAGUUCGGCAUCACAGCUCAACCAGUACCAUCACAGACAGUUACAAGAUGACUGCUAAGACGUUAGUGCUGGGCACCAUCGUGGCUUUGGCUUAUGCCGCUCCUCGUGCCGAACCACCACCACCUAGCUAUGGACCACCACCACCACCUACCUAUGGACCACCACCUACCUAUGGACCACCAAAGCCAUCAUACGGACCACCUGCGUACAAAGAGCCCGGCAUGCCCUUCGACUUCACGUACGCCGUCAAAGACGACUACUCUGGCAAUGACUUCUCCCACGAUGAGAAGAGUGACGGCACACUCACAACUGGGUCGUACAGGGUGCUUCUGCCCGACGGUCGUACCCAAAUAGUGACCUUUAGUGCUGACGACACCAAGGGAUACGUCGCUGACGUAGCCUACGAGGGCCACGCAUCCUACCCUGCACCACAGCCAUCCUACGGUCCUCCUAAACCAACCUACGGACCUCCAACCUCAGCCCCAUCCUACGGACCACCACCAACCCCAUCCUACGGACCUCCACCAACCCCAUCCUACGGACCUCCACCAACCCCAUCCUACGGACCUCCACCAACCCCAUCCUACGGACCUCCACCAACCCCAUCCUACGGACCUCCACCAUCUCCCUCCUACGGACCCCCAUCCUAUGCCUAAACCUCAUAAAACCCCUUCCCCCUAACGAAUGACGCUGCCCAUUCUACGCCCACUAAAUUUUCCCUCUGGUAGCAACACAGUUAAAAUCAACGUUUCUGAUGAACUUCGUGAGGACAAUUUGGAUACCACAUUUAACCCCAACACUCCUCCUACUAGCCACCACCUUUAGUCCCAACACCCCUCCUAUCCCUCUUAUCCCUAAACCCUUCCUUCUUCAUUAUUUCAAGUUUCCUAGUGUCACGUAUCCUGGCGGGCUAGACCUAUCCCAGUCUGAACCUAUCCCUUGCUAUCCACAGCGGUACCAGAGUGGCAGACACUCCCCACCACACUGUUACCUAGCCGUGUGACUCCUUCCCGAGCAACCGUGUGCUUUUAAACGAAUUCAUCAUUGGAAAAGCAUUUAAUUCGUUUAGAAAGAGACGAUUGUAUGAGGUGCAGUCAUAACACGGUCCCGAGGUGCAGCCAUGACACGGUCCCGAGGUGCAGCCAUGACACGGUCCCGAGGUGCAGCCAUGACACGGUCCCGAGGUGCAGCCAUGAGGACUUAUUGUAAUGGUAGUAACUUAUUAUGUAAAUAAAGGCAACAUGAAAUAAACAAUUUAUUAUUACGUUCUCCCUUCAUAGGAGGUGCCUAGAUGCUGGUGAAGGGCUCAUGAUCUAUGGAAUUAGAGCUACAUAGGAAAAUAUCUGGAAAGCUGUAUAAAUAACUGAUGUAUAGAGGAGAGAAUGUAUGUGUGACAACAUAGUGCGGAGAAGCAUCAGCAACCCUCAUCAGCAGUGCUGUGUCUGA